Messenger RNA from Lampris incognitus (smalleye Pacific opah), 1788 nucleotides. RefSeq names its product proton channel OTOP3-like. The coding region runs from base 1 to 1788 and encodes 595 amino acids. Gene Ontology annotation, cellular component: membrane. Gene Ontology annotation, molecular function: proton channel activity. The record is from RefSeq and is a predicted model, not a curated record. The transcript has 7 exons. Lineage: Eukaryota; Metazoa; Chordata; Actinopteri; Lampriformes; Lampridae. Gene Ontology annotation, biological process: proton transmembrane transport.
AUGAAUUCAGAUCCCAGUGAGACGGCGACAUCUAUGGUAUCAGACAUUGAUGGCUCUCCGGGUGUACUUGAGUCUUCCUCUAAUGUCGAACCAAGGAAGUGGGAGAAUUUUGAACACCAGAUCCAGGACCCAGAGCUGGACCCCUUGUUUACAUGGGACCCCAGCGGGCGGCGUUUGCUCUCUGGGCUGCUGGGCCUCAAUGUGGUGCUGCUGGGGUCUGCCCUGGUGGCCAGCCAGGCUUUUAACCCCAUGGGCCUGAAGCACCAGGAGCCCCAAGUGUUUCUGCUGCUGUUGAUGGUGUGCAGCAUGGUGUGGAUGCUGUGGUACCUGCUGUGGACCAGGAGACAGCCUGGCGUCUCUCCACACAAAGACCACCACGCUGGAGGAGUCACUGUCACAGUGGUCCUCAUGCUUUUUGCAACAUUCAGUCUGCUGCUACAUGUCUUCAGGAUUGGGUAUUCUAUCACUAUGAGAGAGUGUAAGCCCGCCGCCCAAGUCCUCACCCCGUUCAUUGAGGCACCAUUUCUGGGGCUACAGACAUAUUUACUCUGGGCUCAUUCCAAAGACUGUGUUCAUAGACACAAGAUCAUCACCAGGUCUGGGCUCAUUGUGACCCUUUGUGCAGACCUGCUGCUGUGGCUGAACGCAGUGACAGAAGACAGCAUCCAUCAAGAGAUCGAGUUAGAGAAGGAAGCCAGAAUCAAUUUUGGCAAUACAAAUUUUUCUGAAAGCGCAGAAAGCUCCAGUGCAGAAGGAAUGAGCAACACCACAGUUUGUCAGUGCACUGCAAAUGCGGUCUGUCUCAUCUUCAGGCGAGGCUAUGAGAUUCUUUACCCCUUCAACAUUGAGUACUACCUGAUGGCUGGCUGCAUGCUUUAUGUGAUGUGGAAGAACGUUGGACGCAGGGCGAGUCCAGGUCCUCACGAGCACGUCACUCAGAAGUUGACCCUGCGUAUCGUUUACCGAGGGGGGAUCUUUGUGGGCCCUCUGCUGGGGUUCCUGGUUCUCAUCAUAGGAGUGACCAUUUUCAUCCUCUACCAAGUGUGGGUGAGCCAGCGGCAGCAUCGCUUCAUCGCCUUCCUCAUGUUUUAUGGAUAUCAUUUAGCCGUCAUGCCUGUCAUGUCUCUCUGCUCCCUGGCUGGCAUGCUGAUCCACAAGCUGGAGAGGCGAGCAGAGGUAGGGGGACACAACCCGACUCGUAGUCUGGAUGUGAUCCUCCUGGUGGGGGCGGCCCUCGGCCAGCUGGCCUUGUCCUACUUCUCCCUGGUGGCUGCCUUCGCUUUAGGGGCAAGCGGACCCCUGGGGAGCCUCGACCUUUCCUAUUCCCUUCUAAGCCUGCUGGAACUAAUGCUCCAGAACAUCUUUAUUAUUGAGGGCCUCCACAGGCACCCUAGUCUGAGCCAGGCCAAGAAGAGAGCAAGACAGAGAAGCAUCAUAUUCAAACCUAAGAGAAAGGUCAAUGCGGUAGUAAAAGAGGUGAAAACAGACGCGUCAUUCCUGGAGGGAAACGUGACAUCAACAGCACCGCCUGCUGACCAAGGAGGGAAUGGAAAACAGUCCUGGACCAAGAGAGCCACACAAGAAAUCUGUGCUUUUCUCAUCCUCUCUAAUGUUAUGCUCUGGAUCAUUCCUGCGUUUGGCGCCAACCCCCAGUUUGAGAACGGUCUGGGCAAGGAGUUUUUUGGCUUCACAGCUUGGUUCGUUCUGGUAAACCUGGGCCAACCCCUGGGGGUCUUUUACCGAAUGCACUCUGUGGGAGCUCUGAUGGAGCUACUCAUCUCUGCUUGA